AUGUCUGAAUCAUUUUGUGAAAAGUCUCAACGACACUGUUCACUUAUAACUUAUGCCUUCAGUCCUUCACAUAUCAAAGAUAUUUUCGUCAGUAUGGCAACAACAUAUGAGACUCCGAAGAUUAUCACAAUUAAUUCUUUACCAAUUGCCAUUACUUGUCGCAUCGUUCAACUACUUAUCUUAAUAUAUGCAUUCGUAUAUAUCAUCUGGUACAAACGCGGUUAUCAAAAUCGUGAUUCAUCGUUGUUGUCAUCAGUAACGCUUGAAGCAAAUGGUAUUGGUGUUUACAAUAAAGAUGGAAUUAUGACGGUAGACAAUGCCGAUUAUAUAGUUCCGCCUGAAGAAAAUAACGCAUUGUUUAUCAUGACGAACUAUAUUGAAACGGAUCAACAACGAGGUUUAUGCGCUGAAAGCGCGGAUAUACGAGAUUCAGGUUGUAAACAAGAUUUGGAAUGUGAAAAGAAACGUAGAAACCGUGUUAUAUGGAACGGCCGUUGGACAGGUAAAUGUCAUCAACCGGAAGGUCGAUGUGAAAUGGAAGGUUGGUGUCCUGUGGAAAACGACACAGUUAUACCGAAACCGAUCAUCGGUACAUUGAACUAUACAAUCUUUCUAAGGAAUUUCGUUGAAUUUACACGUUUCAGUGUCAUGCGGCGAAAUGUGCUCAAUGACACAAGUUACUUUCGUACAUGCCGUUAUCAUCCUGAGCACGAUAGUCUCUGCCCAAUAUUUCGUAUCGCUGAUCUGUUGGAUAUUGUGGAAAGUGAUCCCGAAGAACGCGAGAAAAUGAUGACAAACGGUGCUGUUUUGCGUAUUAAAAUCGAUUGGAUGUGCAAUCUUGAUUUGGGUGAACAAGAAUGCAAACCGUCCUAUUCAUUUGGCCGACUUGACUCUCGUUUCCGUGAUGAACGCUUCUCAUUCGGUUUUAACUUUCGUUACGCAUCGCACUGGAGAGUUAAUAAGACAGAAUUUCGUACAUUGAAGAAAGCCUUUGGUUUGAGGUUCAUUGUUACCGUUAAUGGUGAUGCAGGCAGGUUUAGUUUGCUAGUUUUAACAUUAAAUAUCGGUUCGAUCGUUGGUGUACUCGGAUUAGCAACAUUUAUCUGUGAUAUUGUUGCUUUGUAUUUCAGCGAACAAGGUUAUAUUUAUCGACGACAGAAAUUUCAAUCAGUUCAUCUGAAAAAUAAAACAAUUGGAGCAUCGACGGUCGUACAAUCAUCGGUGCAUAAGAGAAAAAUGGCAAGGAAAAUCAAACAACGAACAUGA
Adineta ricciae is the source of this 1266-nucleotide messenger RNA. NCBI's taxonomy places the organism in Eukaryota, Metazoa, Rotifera, Eurotatoria, Adinetida, Adinetidae. The record is from the annotation of a GenBank genome assembly.